GAGGAAACAAGAGUUGAAGGUUGAAACUGCUGUCAAAAGAACUGUCAACUGAGAGAAAAAGCGGUUUCAUACAAAAAUGCGUCGUUUGGACACUGCAGUAGUUAGCCUAUACAAUACCGUCUGAAGGCCGUAUGGGAGACAUGAGUGGUAAAAUCCGACAGAUUGCUGUAACCACUGACCCAGGCACCCCUUAUUUCCUGCGAGUAGACUGGGCCAUAGACCUUGGCGCUGGGUUCACACUAGCUCUCACUGAUGGCAGCUCUGCAUGGAUUGGAGAAGUUUCAGAAGAUGAGGUGACGAGGGAAGCCAAUGACAUGGGGGUCACAAGGGAGAGAUAUGUCAAGGAUCUUCUUCAAGCACUAACGGGAGGUGAAGAGGGAAGAGGAGGGGGAAGGAGAGUAGGUGACACAGAGGUGUAUUCUUUCCAGCUCACUCCAGAUCACUGUCAUCUCUCAUAUCAGAAGAUCUGUAACGGCAUCUCGGUGCACUUGGGCUCUGCAGAGCUUCAGCCAGCUCCGGACCCUCUAGAGUUGAACCGGGAGAUGAUUGGCCAGUCUCUAAAGCACAGCACAGAUCUGGAGACAGAAAACUGCCUGCUAUUGGAGGAGAACCAUAGACUAAAACAGCAGCACCAGCGAAUACUUAGACAGCUGAAGCAGCAGGUUCAGGAUAAGGAGAUGUUGGAGAGGGAGCUAUACUCCCGUUUUGUCAUGGUGAUGAACGAGAAGAAGGCCAAGAUCAGAGGCCUGCAGGAUGCUGUCCGUCAGCUCCAGCAGACCAAUGACCAGCAGAGAGAUGAGCAGAAGAGACAAAGUGACAAUGACACAACUCAAGGUGAAGACGGCAGCCAGGACAGAAGAGAGGAGACAAUUCAGAACAUCCAUCCAUCACUGGAACCAACCAUCCUCAUCACAGGUCGUGAUCUGACAUGCCAUGGCAUCCCCGUGGACCACACCUUUUCUGAUGAUGAGGAUGUACAACCGAGACGGAAGCGUCACUUGCUUCACUCCCCAAGCCCGGAACCUUCUGAGCUGGAAUAGUAUCACAGGUUUGUCAGAUAACCAGUGAAACCAAUGUGUCGCCAUAAUUGGUACCAUAGCUACUUUCCUUAAAUUACUUACUUUUAUUGGUUCAUAAAGAUGUCUGGGGAGCCUCUUUUCACAUACUGCAGCAGUACAAGGACAGAACUUAACAUAGAAAAUUUAGGAGAGGGCCAAAUUAUAUAUCGCAGAUUUUAAAGUAGGUCAUAUUAAGAUAGUGUCAACAUCACACAAACUUCUUACUGUUCCUUCAUUUAAAAAAAAAAGCUGUUCCAUGUGGCUCAAAACCAGAUUUUAACAGCAAUGCAAGAAAAUCAUUUCAAUCUUUGAGUUUAAUGGCCCUAUGAAACAUUUUUCUCUUUUCCCUCAAAAUUCAUUCAUGACUUUUUUUUCAGUCUCUGCAUUCAGAAAAACGUCUGACUAAACCACCGCAAUAACAGAUGUGGGGUGCCCUACUGAAUUUUUAUCUCCCAAUUACUUAUUCUUCUCCCUUUAACAAAUAUUGACUCAUCAUUUUAUCGUCACAGAAAAACCCGCAGAUGCAGAAUGUCUGCCACUUCCCAGCAUCCAAUGGUCACAGCUCUGGCCUGUUAUGUCUAGUAUUUUUUUUUCUCUUUAUCUUUUGGUAUUGAUUGCAUUACUCAUCAGGGAUAUAGUUGUCCCGCUGUCUUUACCACAGAACUAGUCUUAGAUGUGGAGUUGGUCUCCAGCUGCUAGACCGGUUACCAUCAUCUCCUAAUAAGCAGGAUGGAUUAAAUGCAUGACAUGACAUGUUUGGGGUUUUUUAAAAAUGUACUUGGCAAAAAACAAACACAAUGUUUCUUCAUAUUCUAUCAACGGUAUAUAACCUCAUAAACGCUUCUGAGUUUCCCUUGGGAUUGUGGCUAGAAUUUAAAAUGUAUUUCUAUGGGUGUGAACAUCUAACAACAUGACUUUGUAACGGUGGACUCACUGGUGGGUCUGACAGACUUAAAGAGAUUAAUCAGCCCCUGUUAAUGUUUGGUUUUUCAGUGUCUCCUGUUCUGAAUAUCCGGCUUAAACAUACAAUGUUGUGAGGUCUUUUCUCAUUCAGCAGCUGGAUGUUCUCUCAUACUGAUGCACUAUGGCUGAAUGACCAUAGAUUCUUGGACUUCUGCUUUCUAGGACUGCAAAUGGGAUCACGCAAACACUGCAUGUUGUUUGUAUGCUACUGCUACACAAGAGUCUGAGUCUGAAAAGCAACAUUUGCUGUAUGUAUAGUCUGAAAAAAGCUUAAAUAAAUAUUUUAACCCUUUUA
Messenger RNA from Thunnus maccoyii (southern bluefin tuna), 2316 nucleotides. RefSeq names its product DNA repair protein XRCC4-like. NCBI's taxonomy places the organism in Eukaryota, Metazoa, Chordata, Actinopteri, Scombriformes, Scombridae. The transcript has 7 exons. Gene Ontology annotation, biological process: response to X-ray; double-strand break repair via nonhomologous end joining; positive regulation of ligase activity. Gene Ontology annotation, molecular function: DNA binding. Gene Ontology annotation, cellular component: DNA ligase IV complex; DNA-dependent protein kinase-DNA ligase 4 complex; nucleus. The record is from RefSeq and is a predicted model, not a curated record. The coding region runs from base 132 to 1040 and encodes 302 amino acids.